This is a messenger RNA of Hypoxylon trugodes, 1918 nucleotides long. RefSeq lists its product as uncharacterized. Bases 175 to 1689 code for a protein of 504 amino acids. NCBI's taxonomy places the organism in Eukaryota, Fungi, Ascomycota, Sordariomycetes, Xylariales, Hypoxylaceae. Gene Ontology annotation, molecular function: DNA-binding transcription factor activity, RNA polymerase II-specific; zinc ion binding. The transcript has 3 exons. The record is from RefSeq and is a predicted model, not a curated record. Gene Ontology annotation, biological process: regulation of DNA-templated transcription.
CUCGUUACCUAGGUACCUCGUCCUAUCUAGCCCGGCUGCCUAGUACAAUUUCAGGUGUUCGAAAUAACCUGGUCACGCCCAAUAGUUCCACAUAAAAUAUAAGCUGGGUUCUACUGGUCGCAUUUCGCAACUCGUUUCAUCACAAAUUCAACAUCAACUCAACACGAUUUCAAUAUGGUGGGCGUGCCUAGAUCUAAACGGUGCCAGCGCUGCAAGCGCAUUAAAGUCAAAUGCGACGAAAAUUGGCCAAACUGCACUCCUUGUGUACGAGCCAAUGUGCCUUGUUCUGGUCCCCCAACUUUGACCAAGUUUGUCCACCACAAAUCAACCGAUGAAACAUUGGUCGGAGAUAAAACCGAAGGCCGGUUUUCGGCAGCGGAAAUGCCGGUCGGUAAUUUAGAAAGUCUUCGACAUCGAAACUUGCCCGGCGGCGCCUCAUUCGGUCAUUUCCGUUUAGCCUCCGAUGAACCACGGAAAAAUCUUACUACUGUAGCUGACCGUGUAGGAGCCCGUCUAGUGAGGUUCGUUGAUCAUGAGGACGCGCCGUGGGAUAUGCUGACUUACGCUGGCUACAUGAAAUAUAUCCCGGGCCGUUUAAGCGAAAGUGCUGCAUUACGAGAUGCCGUCGCUCUGAUGUGUUCUACAUGGGCCAACGCCCGACGGAAUGUCCCAACUAACCAGCUCAUCGAUCCUAGCCUCUAUGGCAAGGCUUUGCGAAACCUGCAACGCGCUCUUGACGAUCAAAAGCAACAAAUUACCGCUGAAACUCUAGCUGCGGUGACAAUCCUCGAACGGCUAGAUGGCGUAUUUGACACCAAAUAUCCCUACAAUGUAUCAACGCACGGUGUCGGAGUCGCGGGCUUGAUGGCGGUGCGGGGGCCACCAAAUAUUGAGGACGAGUUAGAUAUUCACCUCGCGACUGAGAAUCAUGCAGCAUUAAUAUCCCAUUUGGCUUUCAACGGCGGUGACAACUUCUAUCUUCGUUCGCCAUGGAAGGAAGUCAUGACGCAAGCGCGGGUACGAUUAAAGAAAAUUGUAUCGAAUGAGCGACUGGACGGUUAUGCGAUAGGUCGUUACUUCGGAUAUUGGCCUGGUCUAAUCCACAGCCUUCUAAAUAUUUCUGAAGACCCCGAUAUCAACACAAGACAAGCACAGGCAGAAGCCCUUCAACGCCUAGUCACGAACUUCGACACACAAGUUCAGAAUACUUGCGAGCCCAUCACGCAAAGAGCCUUUAAUGCUGGUCGCAUUAACGAGCUGCCAGACCCGGAAUCUCCAAUUGGUACAAAGCUACAUUUCAAGAGCUUAGAUAUCAUGUCCUUUUUCCUAUCAUAUGUAUGGAUGCGUAUCAUGUUAAAUCGAAUGCUGGAUCACCUUGCGGGGCUAUUAGGAGAGUCAAAUGACCUUUUGGAAGCGGAAAACCGAGAACUCAGCAAACAAAUAUGGAUGUGCAUUCCGUUUUUAAGAAGCCUAGGCAAGGUUCCUUAUGUCUUUUCCAGAACACCGAUAAUCAUAUCAUACGAGGGGGGCAACGAAGUCGAGAGAGAAUACAUCCUAGAUAAUUUGAUGGGAAUGCCGGUAUACUCCACAAGGGCUUUUCCGGCAGACAAAAAGACUCUAGAAGCUCAUGUUCUCAGUCUAGCAAAAGCUAUGUCUGGUCGACAACGGAUCACUGUUACGCCACGAUAGGAGAGUGGGUAGAGCAGGAUACCGAACAUUUCAUACACAUGUGAUCCGACCAAAUGGUCAUUUUUUAACGGGAGGCUUAUAUAAUAUUACGAUUCCGCUCAAUAACAUAUACCCAGAGGGAUAGGAUAUUUUCGAUAUAUUUAAUUGGAAUAUUUCAUCUAAUAUUUUAUCUAAUUAAUUUCACGCACGGGGCAACUUCGUUCAGGUUUUCGGCGAGAGAAAAUACUGC